Molecule: messenger RNA, 1206 nt
Organism: Spea bombifrons (plains spadefoot toad)
Lineage: Eukaryota; Metazoa; Chordata; Amphibia; Anura; Pelobatidae
Gene: SSU72
Product: SSU72 homolog, RNA polymerase II CTD phosphatase
Exons: 5
Coding region: 158-742 (194 amino acids)
Biological process (GO): termination of RNA polymerase II transcription
Cellular component (GO): nucleus; mRNA cleavage and polyadenylation specificity factor complex
Molecular function (GO): RNA polymerase II CTD heptapeptide repeat phosphatase activity
Source: RefSeq, a predicted model, not a curated record
UGCCAUUUUAGUUCCUGCAGAAGGCGAAGGGAGAGGCGGAAGCGGCGCCAUCAGACUGCGGUUGCUGGGCGAAAGUGCGUCGCCUCGGCGUUCGCCUGCGGGUCCGGCUUAGGGAGAAGAAGUAUUAGUGAUAGUGUUACCCACCCGAACAGCUACAAUGCCGUCCUCACCGCUCCGAGUGGCUGUGGUGUGCUCCAGUAAUCAAAACCGCAGCAUGGAAGCGCACAAUAUCCUCAGCAAACGAUCAUUCAAUGUACGGUCCUUUGGAACAGGAACACACGUGAAGCUUCCCGGACCAGCACCAGACAAGCCUAAUGUUUUCGAUUUCAAAACCACAUAUGAACAGAUGUACAAUGAUCUGCUUAAGAAAGACAAAGAACUAUAUACACAGAAUGGGAUUUUACACAUGCUCGACAGAAACAAAAGAAUCAAGCCACGACCAGAGAGGUUCCAGAACUGCAAAGAUUAUUUUGACCUAGUGAUUACCUGCGAGGAAAGAGUAUAUGAUCAAGUAGUCGAAGAUUUAAAUUCUAGAGAACAAGAAACAUGUCAGCCUGUUCAUGUGAUAAAUGUUGAUAUUCAGGAUAACCAUGAAGAAGCCACCUUAGGAGCAUUCUUGAUUUGUGAACUUUGCCAAUGUAUACAGCGAACAGAAGACAUGGAAAAUGAGAUUGAUGAACUGUUACAAGAGUUUGAAGAUAAGAGCGGUCGGACCUUUCUUCACACUAUCUGCUUUUAUUGAUGGAAGCCCUCUCUGGCCUUAUGGAAUGCGACUAUUAUUAUUUUCAUUUACAAGAGGGAAAAAAACUUUCAUCUCUUUUCAUCCGCAAAGUGUUUCUUUCCUUUAGGUAUUUUGUCCAAAAGGCAGAGAUGUAAAAAAAAGAAAAUAUGUAUAUAUGGCAAAGGAGACCUAGACUUCUACAGAUACAUAAAUCAGGAUUGCUUAAAAUUGUGGAGGAUAAUGCCUUUGUCCCCCCCCUCCCCCUUUUUUACUUUUCUUUAUGUAUGAGGAAUUUAUGUUGUGGUUCAAUUUACUUUUUUUUUUUUUAACCCCUUUUUGCUGUCGGAGCUAGCAAUAUGUUGAUGGACCCAUUUAACGGUCAGUGUAUGGGUUAACACUGACUCAAAAGGUUGUAAGGCAGAUCAGAAUAUGAAUAUUAAUAUCUGUAAAAUAAUAGGUAAUAAAAUGGAAAUAUAUCCAAUAAA